UUUUCAAGCAUCUGUGUGACCGCGACCUUAAAAAUGGCUGCUAUUGACCGGUUUGAGUUCCUUCUGCGUGAAAUUUUAGAGGUUUUCUCAGAUAUUAAAGAUGCUUUUGCAAUUUUGGGAGCGAUUUAUGCUGCAAGGAAAACUUUUCAAUUAUCUGCAACAUUGUUUGAAUCUGUCAAUGUGCAUUUAAUUAGUAGGCUCUCAGCAAAUUGUGAUUUAGCAGAAAAAUUUGGCAGUUGGGCAGUUGUUACUGGUAGCAGUGAAGGCAUUGGCCGAGCCUAUGCACGAGAGCUUGCAAGUAGAGGGUUAAAUCUGGUAUUGAUUAGUAAGCCAGAGAAUAGGCUGUACAAGGCUGCUAGACAAAUAGAGGAAGAGUUCAAUGUACAAACAAGCUGUGUAGCAGUAGAUUUUUCUGUGGGUAGGGACACAUAUAAUUUAAUCUGGGACAGUAUUAAAGACAAGGAGAUUGGAGUGUUAGUAAAUAAUGUAGGUGUGAUGUACGAUCAUCCCCAGUACUUUCUUGAUGUUCCUGAAGAUAGAUUAUGGCAGAUAGUAAAUAUAAAUGUUGCUGCAGCAACUAUGAUGACUCACAUGAUUCUCCCACAGAUGGUUAAAAGAGGGCGUGGUGCGGUCGUUGUUGUAUCAAGUGGAGCAUGUUCGCAAAUCACACCUCAGAUGACAGUGUAUGCAGGAACUAAGAGUUUUCUGGAUUAUUUUGCACAAGCUCUGAGAUACGAAUACAAGAAUAAUGGAAUAGUAAUCCAGUCCUUGCGACCGUUUUAUGUCAACACUAAAAUGACACGCUACAGUAAAACUUUAACCAGUAACGGGUUUCUUGUACCUUCGGCAGAGGUUUACGCCAAGCAUGCUGUUGCUACAUUAGGAUAUAGUGGUAGAACCACAGGCUACUGGCCUCAUACUAUACAGAUGUGGAUGUCCAACUUGAUACCGGAAUGGAUUUGGAUGUGGGGUGCAAGUCGACUUAACACAGCUCUACGACGUCAAGCUUUAGAGAGGCUUGAUAGAAAAGAUAAAAUGAAAUCUUCUGACAGCAUGAACACUUUAUCAGAAGCCAAAUCUUAGCAUAUAAAACAGUACUACAAGCUGAAGUUUUUGAAUUGAGAUAUUCAAGCUAAAUUUUUAAGUGGCCAUAUAUCACAAUUUUGUUUGAGUUGGUAAAUGAAUUUUGUUCAGCAGAACAAAUGAUCACUUAAGUGCAGUAACGGGUUAACUCAUGUUAAAUCAUAUAAGGAGUUAGCCCGUUACUGCACUAAGGUGACAAAGUGACCAUUGGAAUAUGACUAGAAAUACUUUAAUUUGAUCCUUUCAAAAAAUUUUAGAAUGAAUUCUGGCCUCAUAUGGUGUCAGUAGUUGAAGAAGAUUUAAGUUAUAAUACAUAUUACAUUUACAAUAUGUUGAUUCAUAUGUACUUUUUUGUUAUGUUAAUUUUAGUGAUGGAAAUCGGAUGAAAUUUGUCCCAAUCGAUAAUCGGUUCAGUCGGAUGGGACAUAAUCGAUAACUUUCGAAUAAAGUCGGGUUAAAAAAUAAUAGGGAAGUAACAUUUCUUUCCAAGGCACUUGAUUAUAUUUAAUAACAUGAACUUCAUUUAGCACUUUUCAACACAGUUUUAACCUUAUAUAGUCAUAAUUUUACGAAAUAGAUUUUAUUUUUCAAUGGAUAUCAAAUAAUACCAUUUUCAUCACA
Molecule: messenger RNA, 1704 nt
Organism: Ruditapes philippinarum (Manila clam)
Lineage: Eukaryota; Metazoa; Mollusca; Bivalvia; Venerida; Veneridae
Product: inactive hydroxysteroid dehydrogenase-like protein 1
Exons: 9
Coding region: 34-1083 (349 amino acids)
Molecular function (GO): oxidoreductase activity
Source: RefSeq, a predicted model, not a curated record